This is a messenger RNA of Postia placenta MAD-698-R-SB12, 1635 nucleotides long. RefSeq lists its product as hypothetical. The record is from RefSeq and is a predicted model, not a curated record. Bases 1 to 1635 code for a protein of 544 amino acids. The transcript is spliced from 3 exons. Gene Ontology annotation, cellular component: nucleus. Lineage: Eukaryota; Fungi; Basidiomycota; Agaricomycetes; Polyporales; Adustoporiaceae.
AUGCAUCGACACACGGCGACACACAGAGUCGCACGACCGCUGCCCUUGUGCUUUGUCCCGCGCACGCCGAGGCCAAGUCACUAUGAAUGCUCGCGGGCGGGCGCGAGCAGCAUCAUAGACGCCCAUCGACCCGCUCGAUCGAUCGGCGCAUGCGCAAAUUUGCGUUGCGCCGCCAGUCCGUCGCCCGCCUGCGCCUGCGCACCCAUCCUCCUCCUCCUCCUGCUCUCCGCCAACGCAAACCACCGCGCCCCGCACGACGCCAAGCUGGCGGACCACGACCGCGACCACGAGCCCGCCCUCGUCACGGGGGCACAGCACGCCGACCCCGCCCUCCUCCACGACGUCUCGGCCUUCCUCGUCCGCGAGGGCGCCCGCCCGCACAAACACAAAGACAACGGCAAAGACAAAGACAACGGCAACGGCAAAGGCAAAGGCAACGGCAACGGCAAGGGCAAAAGCAAAGACGCGAAGCAGACGGACCGCCCCGCCGUGCCCGCCCACACGCAGCCGCACGCCGCGGACAAGGACAAAGACAACGACAAUGGCAGGCGCUCCUCGACACGCACCGCGCGCGCGCACGCAGACAAGCCCCCCGCACACGCGCCCGGGGGCGGCGCCAACGCAGGCGUGUCCGUGUCCGUGAACAGCAGAGACAAGGGCAAGGGCAAGGGCAAGAGCAAGGGCAACGACAAUGACAAGAGCAACGACAACGACAAGGGCAAGAGCAAGAGCAACGACAAGGACAAGGACAACAGUAAGACCGCCGACACGCGCACCGCCGACAAACGCAAACGCGAACGCGAACGCAAACCCGCCGCCGACACACCCGCAGACCCCGCGCCGCCGCCCAACGAACCGCCCGCGCCCCCGUCCUCGCUCCUCGUCCCCCCGACCCCCGCAUGGUACGCCGCCCUCCCGCCCCUCGCACCCGCACCCGCACCCGCACCCGCACCCUCCGCCCUCCCGACACCGACGCCGACGCCCGCACAGCUCGCCGCGCUCACCGCGCGCGCGUACGCGCUGCUCGACCGCGAGAGUGCGCGCUGGCACGGGCUGGACGCGGCCGGCGGCGGGGAGGGUAGCGGCACCGGUAACAACAACAACAACAACAGCACCGGCACCGGCAACAAAAACGAGAGCAAGUGGGACGCCGUCGGCGGCGGGAAGAGCACAGGCGCGGUCGGCGGCGGGAAGAGCGCGGCGGACCGCCGCUUCCUCGCGGCGGUGCUGCGCGCGGGCACGCUGAGCGACCGCCUGAGCGCGCUCACGCUGUGCGUGCGCGACGCGCCCGUGUAUGAGCGCGCGGCGCUCGAGCGGCUGGCGGGCAUGAUGGCGCGCCGCGGCGGCGGGGGCGUGGGCGGAGGAGGAGGUACAGGAGGGGGCGGCGGCGGCGGGAGGGAGGAGGGCCUGAAGGCGGUGCGGUGCGUCGUGGACUGGUGGGUCGGCGGGGGCGCGCCUGGGCGGAAGCUGCGGUACCUGCGCGACCAGCCGCUGCUGCACGCGGGCGCGACGGACGCGCACCUGCUGCUGUGGGCGUUCGAGGACUGGCUCAAGAAGUGGUUCUUUGGCGUGCUGGGCGUGCUCGAGGUGCGUGACGCCGCCUGCGUGUGUGUGUGUGCGCGCGCGCUGUGCUGA